UUCUGGAGUUUGAUAUACUUCGCUGCAAUAACACCUGUAGGUGCGGCAUCUGAAGCAUUUUAUGAUAUCAGCGUCGUUUCAGUUGGAUGUGAAAUCCAUAUGCACUGGAGCUUAAGUCAUUACUUUCGAUUCCAAGUAGUAGUACAGAAUGAAUUUGACGCGAAAUUUUUAUUCAGCCUUGAAACAACUGCCCAUAGCUUCAUAUUUAAUGAUGCAGAACCGACUCAUACUUACAUAAUAAAAUGGGUACCUCUAGACAAACAGAGAAGUCGAGUUACACAUCUUCGGGAAGAGAAAAAUGUCACAAUCCAUAAGGACUGUAUGAUUACACCUUCGUCAACUAAAAAAGUGACAAUUUCAGAUCAUGAUUCUCUGUCAACGUCAACAAAGCCUACAUCAACAUCAUUCGAGUCCGAACAAGAAGACUACCGCAUUGUAGGCACUGCCAGUAGUACAACAUUGCUUCCUGACUCUGGAAAUGAACUUUUCAGUACAGGAAUAGCACAAGAUGGUAACAUUUUCAUACAGAAAAGGGCAAAUGUCAAUGUGAAAUCAACAUGCUAUUCCAAUGAUGGUGCAAAUGAAUACGAUGAAGUCGGUUAUUGCCUAGCACAAUAUAUUGAAGUUUGAAAAUUAAACAAUUCCCACGACUAAAAAACACUUUGUACUCUUAUU
Molecule: messenger RNA, 675 nt
Organism: Saccostrea cuccullata (small rock oyster)
Lineage: Eukaryota; Metazoa; Mollusca; Bivalvia; Ostreida; Ostreidae
Exons: 7
Coding region: 100-630 (176 amino acids)
Source: RefSeq, a predicted model, not a curated record